Messenger RNA from Lytechinus variegatus (green sea urchin), 1026 nucleotides. RefSeq names its product CUB and sushi domain-containing protein 3-like. The record is from RefSeq and is a predicted model, not a curated record. The transcript is spliced from 4 exons. Bases 1 to 1026 code for a protein of 341 amino acids. Lineage: Eukaryota; Metazoa; Echinodermata; Echinoidea; Temnopleuroida; Toxopneustidae.
AUGGCUUUGAGCUUUAAUUUGGGGAAGUCAAAGGGAUGGGAAAUUCAGAAAAUGACGGAGACGGGACAGGGUUACGGGGAUUACACCUAUCUUGGAUGUUUCUAUGACAAUAGCAGAAGAGAACCCCUUCCUGAUCUGAUUUACUGUGAAAGAAAUACAUACCCUUACGAUACAUGUCAGAAUGCAUGUGGACCACAAGCUCAGUUCUGUCAAUCUCAAGAGAUGACAAUUGAACUAUGCAGAGAUAUUUGUGCUGAUCAGAACAUGAGAUACUUUGGACUUCAAACAGGCGCACAGUGCCUUUGUGGUGGAUUCUUUGCUCCCUACAAUGUUCUGGGUCAACCAGAUGGUGAUGAUACAUGUAACAGACCAUGUUCAGGAAAUUCAAGACAAUUGUGCGGAUCAGAUUUUCAAGUUAGGGUCUAUCAAAUAAAUGAAUCACCAUCAGACUGUUUUAAUCCAGGAUACGUUUUAAACGGCGACCAAUCACAGCAGGAUAGUUAUCUUUACAACGCAAGUGACGUCAUCGAUUUCGCCAACGUCUGUCCACCACCGAGUAUCAAGGAUGGCGCCGCAUCUAUCACGUGUACUGCAUCUGGGAACUGGACAAACCCUCCUCCUACCUGUACGGUCGGGUGUGCCACGCCCACUGCACCCAUGCAUGCCAGUUUCAGCUCAUGGCAGACAUUGAAUGACAACUACGCAGUCUAUGAUGAAGUCUUCUUUGAUUGUGAUAUUAAUCCUUCGAGGACGAAUCAAACAUUGACCUGUGGUUACUAUGGUGACUGGGAAACCUAUGUCCCGGAUUGUCCAGGGAUCAGUACCUGUCAAGGGUACUGUGAAACACAGGCAACAGGAGGAUGUUUCUGUGAUUACAUGUGUCAGGAACUCAAUGAUUGCUGUGAAGAUUAUUAUAUAUAUUGUCAACCUGGUGAGUAUUCUCCUUAUGUAGUAGCCUCUUGUCGAGGCCCUGGCGGCUGCUCCCCGAGCGAAGCGAGGAAUUUCCUAAUUCGCUUCGAGAAUUAG